Molecule: messenger RNA, 1144 nt
Organism: Mus musculus (house mouse)
Lineage: Eukaryota; Metazoa; Chordata; Mammalia; Rodentia; Muridae
Source: the annotation of a RefSeq genome assembly
AUGACAAACAUACGAAAAACACACCCAUUAUUUAAAAUUAUUAACCACUCAUUCAUUGACCUACCUGCCCCAUCCAACAUUUCAUCAUGAUGAAACUUUGGGUCCCUUCUAGGAGUCUGCCUAAUAGUCCAAAUCAUUACAGGUCUUUUCUUAGCCAUACACUACACAUCAGAUACAAUAACAGCCUUUUCAUCAGUAACACACAUUUGUCGAGACGUAAAUUACGGGUGACUAAUCCGAUAUAUACACGCAAACGGAGCCUCAAUAUUUUUUAUUUGCUUAUUCCUUCAUGUCGGACGAGGCUUAUAUUAUGGAUCAUAUACAUUUAUAGAAACCUGAAACAUUGGAGUACUUCUACUGUUCGCAGUCAUAGCCACAGCAUUUAUAGGCUACGUCCUUCCAUGAGGACAAAUAUCAUUCUGAGGUGCCACAGUUAUUACAAACCUCCUAUCAGCCAUCCCAUAUAUUGGAACAACCCUAGUCGAAUGAAUUUGAGGGGGCUUCUCAGUAGACAAAGCCACCUUGACCCGAUUCUUCGCUUUCCACUUCAUCUUACCAUUUAUUAUCGCGGCCCUAGCAAUCGUUCACCUCCUCUUCCUCCACGAAACAGGAUCAAACAACCCAACAGGAUUAAACUCAGAUGCAGAUAAAAUUCCAUUUCACCCCUACUAUACAAUCAAAGAUAUCCUAGGUAUCCUAAUCAUAUUCUUAAUUCUCAUAACCCUAGUAUUAUUUUUCCCAGACAUACUAGGAGACCCAGACAACUACAUACCAGCUAAUCCACUAAACACCCCACCCCAUAUUAAACCCGAAUGAUAUUUCCUAUUUGCAUACGCCAUUCUACGCUCAAUCCCCAAUAAACUAGGAGGUGUCCUAGCCUUAAUCUUAUCUAUCCUAAUUUUAGCCCUAAUACCUUUCCUUCAUACCUCAAAGCAACGAAGCCUAAUAUUCCGCCCAAUCACACAAAUUUUGUACUGAAUCCUAGUAGCCAACCUACUUAUCUUAACCUGAAUUGGGGGCCAACCAGUAGAACACCCAUUUAUUAUCAUUGGCCAACUAGCCUCCAUCUCAUACUUCUCAAUCAUCUUAAUUCUUAUACCAAUCUCAGGAAUUAUCGAAGACAAAAUACUAAAAUUAUAUCCAU